Messenger RNA from Eublepharis macularius, 3288 nucleotides. RefSeq names its product IQ motif containing H (gene IQCH). The transcript is spliced from 21 exons. Gene Ontology annotation, molecular function: protein binding. The coding region runs from base 37 to 3288 and encodes 1083 amino acids. The record is from RefSeq and is a predicted model, not a curated record. Lineage: Eukaryota; Metazoa; Chordata; Lepidosauria; Squamata; Eublepharidae.
CCGGCGCUAGGGAAGGGAAAGAGACGAAGGGCGGCCAUGGCCGGGCCCGGGGCGGAGAUGGGGGCUAUUUUAGUCCAGGUUCAAGAAGAUCUUCAGCAGCUGAAGGAGAAGGUACGAGGCCUCAACCAGGGCUGGGAAGCAGUAGAUGUGGAAAGCCUUGAAGCUGCUAUUGAAAGAACCGAGAGUGGGCUGAGGAAACAUGCUGAGAAGUGUUUAAAUGCUAUCAACACAUCCGUGUUAACUGUUUCGCCAUCUGAUAACGCAGGCCUGUGCUCAAGACAGAUUUCCAAACCGGGAAUUCCUCCAGAGGCAUCUCAGAAAGAGAUCGUUUUCCCCGAAGCAUCAGCAGUUUCUGCUCAGCAUGGCAGCUCACCACCACACGUGUCUUCAGGUUCAAAGCACAAGCUUUCGAUGACACUGAAGAUCCUGUACAAUCCGCGCAACACUCGACACCGAAACGUUCUAAAUCAAAACUAUGGAGUCAGCUUGCCUCUAAUUAAUCAGCGAAAAAUGGUUCCUGCACCCCCUCAGAAGGUAGCCAAAGGUGUCACAGUGGGUAACCUCUCAGUGGCUCCACCUUCCUUCUGUUUGAAUAGUUCGUACUCUGAGUUGCCUAUGAGCAAAAUGGAUGAGCAGAAAGGAAUCCUGAAUCUCAUUGAGAGAGGGCUGAUCCCACGUGCUGCAAAGCUUACUCUAGAGAAGCCUCUUGUUCUAUUCAAACCUGCGGCUUUCCAUGAAUUUCACGCCAAGCACAGGAAAAAGGCUUCAGAUGGAGGCGCGGAGAGCAAGAAGGUGGCCCUUGGCCCUGCGCACAGCCACAUGAGCAAGGGCAGCAAAGGGACCAAGGGCAGCAUUGCCCCGCCCCCCUCCUGCAUCUCGGUGCUGUCCCUCAGGAAACCCAAGCAACUACUGAGCCCGGCCCUCCGGAAGCAGGAGUCCGCCUUUGCCUCUGCCUGUGUCCCAAAGACACCGGAAGUGACGCCCGCUCAAACUUUCCAGAAUUUGGCUUUGGACUUUGAUAUUCUGAUUCGCCAAGGAAACGUAGACUACGAGGCUUCUGAUCUUCUGGGGUUCAAACAGCACUGUUGCUUGUUCUGGGGAAGUGCCCAUUCCUUCCUGCUACAAGUCGCUGGUCUUCUGAAGGACUAUGCUGUGCCUUCGGCUAUCAUCAAGGGAAAGAAGGUGAUGGAAGUCCUUCCAGACUUUGAAUUUCACCAGAGGCCAACCAGGGAGGAACUUCUGUCCGUGAUAAAGAACAAUGUACUCGUCCAGAGACUCUUAAACCGACCCGGCCAGAGGUACAAAGGUCAGAACGGGAUCGAAAUGGCAGCUAUCAAGAUCCAGGCCACAUGGAGGUGUUACAAGCUCAGAAAAGCCUACGUCACUUUUCGACAGAGGCAGUGGGCCUCUGGCGUGAUUGCCAUUUCGUGGCUCGUGCACAUGCACAUGGGCCAAGUCAGAAAGACCCUGAAGGAAUCGCGACAGAAACACCUGGAGAAUUUCUGCAUCAGGGCCAAGCAUCUGGCCGCCAACUGGAAUCGCAUCAGGACCUCUAAGCGGACCGUUAUCCACGUCCCGUCAUUAGGGUAUACCCAACACGUUCGAGAAGCAACUCCUGAUUUUGCUAUUCUUCAGGGUUCACAGGUUGGAAGGCUCUGUGAAAUACAAGAUCCUAAUGUGGAUGUCAUCUACGUUUGCCCCCUUCAACUGAGCGAGGGGUUCCUGCAAUAUUACCAUAAGCUCCUCGGUCUGCAGGCAGCUGUUAGAUCUGGGGACCCCGAGGACAUCGCUGACCUGCAGGACAGGUUCAAAAUUCUCACCCCCGAAGCCGUAAACAGCUUCCCUAGCCGCCCCAUGUCCCUGGCUACAUUCCUGAAGUACAGCCCCAAGACCAUCAAACGGAUUCGCAACCUGAUCCAAGGCAAAGAGGCCUACAUGGUGGGAGGGCUUCUGCACCAAGACGACCUGGAAGUGGCCGACGCAUUAGGUGUGCCCAUUUUGGGCCCUGACCCAGAAAUCACUCAUCUCUACAGUUCCAAGUCAGGAAGCAAAAGGGUGUUUGCCGCCGCUUGUGUGCCAACGCCUCCUGGACAGCAUGACAUCUACAACAGGCAACAGAUGGUUGAAGUCCUCAGUCAGCUGAUAAUCGACUACCCGGAAGUGAAACGAUGGCUUUUCAAGGUGGAUAAUGACUUUGGGGGAAAUGGCACUGCCUACUGCGAUGUCACUGCUCACCUCAAAUGUUAUCCUUGGAUCCAGAAGGAGUGUCAAAGAUACGGUCCUGAGAUCUGGCAGAAGAAAUGGGCACAUGAACCAGCUUUGGCGAAGAUCUCCCAGGAGCUGCCGGGCCUUUUAGCACAGCACGCUCAGGCUGUCAAUGAGAAACGAUUUCCUACAUGGGGAAAAUUCCUCCAAACGUUUGUGAGUCAAGGUGGAGUCAUAGAAGCUUUCCCACCCUCUGACAGCGUCACUAACCUCGCAGUGGAUAUGCUAAUAGAACCAACUGGAGAGAUCACGGUGGUUUCUUCUGGAGACCAGAUCCAUGCUGAUGGUCCCUUGCGAUCAUCAGGGAUCACGCUCCCACAGGCUUCUGUUGAGCCAGGGGUCCUGAACACACUGUGCCGGAAGAUCGGCGAGGCCUGCAAAGCCAGGGGAGUGGUUGGAUACUUCUCCAUCGACUUUGCAACGUUCAUCCAUCCCCAGACUAUGGGCCAGCAGGUGUGGGCUGUAGAUUUGGAUUUGCACUACAGUGACCACUUGGCUUUGACACAAGUCUUGCUGUAUGUAACAAAUGGGAGGCUGGAUAGCCAGUCGAGCCGCUUUGAAGUGCAGCUUGUUCCCAAGAAACCAAAAUUCUGGCAAGUCCAAAAAGAACAACCUGAAACUGUCUCCAUAGUCAGUCGCUGUGUUGUCAUGAGCAAUUCAAUGAUGCACACCAACCUGUCCAUCAUCUAUUACAAUGUUUUUCUCCAGAUGUGCAAGGCCCAUGGGAUCGGAUAUGAUGUCCAGCAAAGAGAAGGCACAAUCUUUACAAUUUUUGAAGAGCAGAAGAGGCACAGAUUUGGAAUGCUAACAAUUGGAGAACAUCUCCAGGGGGUCCUCAUGACCUUUGCUCACCAUCUCUUCAUCAUCUAUCAAGAAUUAUCAGCACCUAAUAUGCAUGCCGAGACCAAUUUUAAGGAAGCUGUCCGAGAUAUUGAAACAAUCUUGGGAGUUGCAGAGCACAACAAGCUACAGUUUGAAGAAGAAGAACAGCAGGCCUCUAAAGCACAGGCUCCGACAAAAUAG